AGACGAUGGGAACCAUUAAAAUAAAAAAUUUGAGAAAAGAAUAUAAAAUCGACCGUUUAUCUAUAAAAAGGAUAAGCCAUAAGAGGCAGAGACAGCGAUUUUUGUCUCAUCUCAAUCUUUUCUUCACUCAACCAUCAUAACUUCAUAUCUUCUAUCCACUCAUUUUCCUUAUUAUUAACACUCAAAACAAUCUUUGUAACUUCGAACUCCAAACCGACAAAAAACAUUCGUGGCCUCGUGGGUUCUUCUUUCUUAUCAAGAUUCAUUUUCCGUCCAUACAAAACAGUGAUCGUUCAUCAGAGUCUUGAAUUCAUCUCCCUUUAAAAAAAAAAAAAUGGUGUGCGUGGUCUCUCGUACGGGUCGUCAGUUCCAAAGAUACAACAAGGGACGCCGUCAAGUCGUAGGGUGUAUUCCGUAUAGAGUCAAAACUCCAAGCGAUGGCACGGUUAGUGAUAAAUUUGAAGUGUUGGUUAUCUCAUCACAAAAGGGUCACGCUCUAAUGUUUCCAAAGGGUGGUUGGGAGCUUGAUGAAUCUGUUGAAGAAGCUGCUUCAAGAGAGUCUUUGGAAGAAGCUGGAGUUAUUGGAGACGUUGAGGUAAAACUUGAAACUGAUUUUAUCAUACCGUUGUGGCCUAUUUUGCUUAGAUAUUUCAAAAAAGUAUGUGUGUUUAUAUUUGAGCAGAGACAACUUGGAAAAUGGGAUUUCUUAAGCAAAAGCAGAGGAACAUUUUAUGAAGGACUAAUGUUCCCAAUGCAUGUGAAAGAAGAGCUUGAGCUUUGGCCUGAACAACAUCUUCGUCAAAGAAUGUGGAUGAAAGUAGAUGAAGCAAGAGAAGCUUGUAGAGACUGGUGGAUGAAAGAAGCUUUAGAUGUUUUGGUCCACCGGCUUUCUUCAUCAUCACCAUCGAUGAAGGCUAUAGAAGAAGACAAGUCAGUUCCAUUGGUCUCUAUCUGCUGAAAAACAAUACCCUAAUCUGAUGUGCUCUUUGUAGAUAACAUAUGACGCCAGAGCAAGGAAAAGGAUUGUAACUUUUAGGUGUGUGAAGCAAGACUGCAUCUGGUCAUCACGUGAUCUCGUGGAGGAUUAGUUUGGACUUUGGUUUGUUACCAAAAAAAAAGUGUUUUGUGCUUGGUAUAGUGCUUGGGCAACUGCUUAUUGAUGGGAGGAAGAAGAUAAAGAAAAGCAGAGAGUGCAAACAAAUAAAUUGUAUAGUAGUUAUGUUUCCUCUCAUUGUAUCUCUCCCCAUCUUUCUAUCUGAUUUGUGUCAAUAUUUGACAAUUAAAUCUAUGAUCUAAAUGAAGUUAAUAUUCAGAAAAACAUUAUUCACAAUAAUUAAAUAGUUUGUUU
Messenger RNA from Eruca vesicaria subsp. sativa (arugula), 1348 nucleotides. NCBI's taxonomy places the organism in Eukaryota, Viridiplantae, Streptophyta, Magnoliopsida, Brassicales, Brassicaceae. The record is from the annotation of a GenBank genome assembly.